AAGUGUUAGAUGAGGUCACACGUGGGCUGGAAGGUUCAGGGCAGGGGAGGCCAUCGCCCAGAGGAGGGGAGGGAGAAGCUCCAUGGGGUGGUCCCCCAGACAGACUCCCAGUCCCAGCUGUGCUCUCCAGGCCAUCCAGCCCCUCUGGACUGUGCUCUGCUCACUCAAACAAGUGCUGGGCAAGCUGAGUCCAGCCACGAGCUGAGGAGGAGAUCAGGGGAGUGGGGAGCAGACUGAAGAGCUUUCCAAGUUAUCCCAAACCUCCCUUCCUGCAGCCAACCUGCAGGUGAGUGCUGACUGUCUAAAAAGUGCCUGAAUAAUGUGACUAUUCCAUCAUUGCUUCUCUGCUUUGUCAUCUUCAGGCAGUCUCGGAGUCCUGCCACUGGCACUUCCAACAGGGGAUGCUUCCUCCCCUGCUGUUGAUUUUCUGUACAUAUGCUGGCAUCCAGGAUGGAGAGAGAAGAGAGUGAGACCUUAGUCAAUGAGGUGGAGGAGAUGAGUGGAAGAGUCGACAUGACCCUGGACCCGGACACCGCCAACCCCUUCCUCAUCCUGGCUGGUGACCAGCGGAGGGUGGGACGGGGGGACGAGUGGACCUCGCUGCCCGACACCCCUGAGCGCUUCGACACUGAGCCCUGUGUGCUGGGCAGGCAGGGCUUUGCUGAGGGCAGACACUGCUGGGAGGUGGAGGUGGCUGAGGCAGGGGACUGGUGGGCUGUGGGGGUGGCCCAGGACUCUGUCAGGAGGAAGGGUGUCCUGAGCUUUACCCCCCAGGAGGGGAUCUGGGCUGUGGGGCAGUGGUUUGGACAAUACCACGCUUUUACUGACCCUGACUGGACCCCUCUGCACCUUCCCUACCUCCCCAGGGCCAUCCAGGUCUGCCUGGACUUCAGAGACAAGCAGGUGGCAUUUGCUGAUGCUGAAAAUGCAGCCCCACUCUUUGCUUUCUGCCUGGCCUCGUGUCCUGGGGAGAGGCUGCGCCCCUGGCUCUGGGUGGGGACGGGCUCGUGGCUCCAGCUGUGCCCCUGACACACAGAGGGAGCACAGGGAGAGAGCGGCAAGGCAAACACCAUCGUCGUGGGUCUCGGUGCUGGGAACUGGUGGGGUGGUGUGUCCUGCUGGCUUCUCCCCACGUGUUCCUCUGGCCACCAAGUAGAGGACUGGCGGGUCAUGGACGUGGAUGCCGCCACAGAGCCCCCUUCAUCCCACCCUCCCCACAGCUGGGACUGCAGGGAGAGCACCGAGACUCAGAGCACAGAGGAGCUUGGUGCCAGGAGGGCCAAGGGCAGGCAGGUGGCACUGAGUGCCAGGGCACUGCAGAGCUGCUCUGUCCAAGGCCACAGAAAAUACAGCAGGUAGUAAAAGGUGCUGAGGCAGUGCCUCGGGCUUUUUCAUGUUAAGAUGAAGUUAAAAACCCUCAAGCACAGCUGGAUGCUGAUGAUAACACUUAUCUUCCCCACACAUCCAAACCUCUCCUUGCCUCCCCUCCUCUUGUCACUGACACAUGCACCAAGCACACUUCUUGCAGCAGGGCACCAGGAGCAGCUCUAGGGGAGCCCAGCAAGGCAGACAUGAAGCUGAGCAGUGUUUGGAAUCCACAGGAGAGGCAAUUCCCACAGAUCUGCCGUUCUCUGAUCUCUCCCCAUCAAGGUCUCCUCUUACUCACAUAGAAUAGACUAGACUGGAAUAUUCCAGUUGGAAGGGACCUACAAUGAUCACCUCAUCCAACUGCCUCACGCCUGCAGGGCUGACCAAAAGUAAAGCUUGUUAUUAAGGACCAUUGUCCAAAUGCCUCUUAAACACUGACAGGCCUGGGGCACUGACCAGCUCUCAGAGGAAGACUGUUCCAGACCACCCUCUUGGUAAUGAAAUAAUCCCUCAUGUCUAAUUGGAACCUCCCCUGGAGCAGUUUUGAACCAUUCCCAGGUGUCCUGUCCCUGGAUCCCAGGGAGAAGAGCUCAGCACCUCCCUCUCCAUGUCCCCCCCCUUAGGAAGCUGCAGAGCAACAAGCCUCCCAUUCUCCAAAGGACACAAGCCCAGAGCCCUCAGCUGCUUGUCACAGGAUGUGUCUUCCAGCACUAGAUCUGCUCUUGGAGAACUGGUACUUUGUGGGAAAGGACAUUCAGAGACA
Molecule: messenger RNA, 2131 nt
Organism: Myiozetetes cayanensis
Lineage: Eukaryota; Metazoa; Chordata; Aves; Passeriformes; Tyrannidae
Product: thaicobrin-like
Exons: 2
Coding region: 436-1029 (197 amino acids)
Molecular function (GO): protein binding
Source: RefSeq, a predicted model, not a curated record